UCCCUGUGGAAAGGAGCUCUGUGCCCUCGACACCAGCUGCCUCUGCCGAUCCCUAACCAACGGGCUGCCAGAGGAAUUCCCCACCUUCGCCAGGAGUCCCCUGAAGCCAGAGUCCCGACAGCAGGGCGGCACCGGGCUGUAUCCCCGGCAGAGCUCCGCCCAUGCCCAGCGCAUUGCCAAGGCCAAGUGGGAAUUCUUCUAUGGCUCCUCAGAUACCCCAAAGACAGGUUCCUCUGCCCCUGACUCCACUCCCCUGGCUGAGCUCCCCCAGAAGUCUGUCUCCCCACUGCCAGCCGAGCCACCAGGGUUGGUACCCGAGCACAGCCUGAGCCAUGUGGAGGUGGAGAUAGAAGUGUCUCCUUUGGGCAGCCAGAAGCCUGGCUCCUGUGAAACCGGGAUUAUAAGGAGGACAGUGAAGUACUCUGAGACAGACCUGGACACUGUGCCACUGAGGUGCUAUCGUGAAACCAACAUCGAUGAUAUCCUGGCUGAGAAGGAGGAGGUGGAUUCAGCAAUUGAGAGCCAGAAGGACAGUGAGAGCAACCCAAGUUUUGUGGGCACGCCAGGCAGGCGGAACAGCACACCAGAGGAGCCACCCGCCCCAGGCACCGGCUGCUCCAAGGAUGGGCUGCAGGACAGGGAUGUGGACGAGGAUGACGAAGUGUUUGAGUCGAUGAGGAAGGAAAACAGGGAAAGGAUCAUGGACCGAGACACACAGAGUAUGCUCAAGUCUCCAGUGCCCUUCCUUCUAGGCCACAGCCUCUCCAAGGAUGGCAUGGACUCUUUCAGCAAGCAUUUUGAGACCAUCAUGGAGUCCCAUCGAGCCAAAGGCACAUCUUACACCAGCCUGGACUCCAUUGACAUCCUUUCUUCCCCAGCCCGUACCCAUGGGACUUUUUUCACUUUUGACCUCCCAACCCUCACCCCAGAGAUACAGGGGAAAAUCCGAGACAGCGCCAAGGUUAUCGAGGAGAACUUUGCUCCUCUGGCUCACUUAGAGCCAGACUCUGGGACCAGUUCAGCCACAGAUGCCCCCUGGACAGAGAGGGAGGAAGAACAGAGGAGACGAAAGAAGGGCACUCGGCACAGCCCCUGCCACUCAGAGGACAGCUUUGGCACUCCCUUGGCCUCCAAUACAAGCGACCGCCCCCAGAGCCAGCUGGUUUCGGACUCAGAGUCGGAGAUGGACAGUGUGGAGCACCUGGCCCUGGGCAGCACGGACACCCUUUCCAAUGGACACAAGGCUGACCUGGAGGCUGCCAAACGCCUGGCCAAGAGGCUCUUCAACCUGGAUGGAUUUAAAAAAGCAGACGUGGCUCGCCACUUGGGGAAGAACAAUGAGUUCAGCAGGAUGGUGGCAGGGGAAUAUCUGAAGUUCUUCGUCUUCACAGGGAUGAGUCUGGAUCAGGCUCUCAGGUCCUUUCUAAAAGAGCUAGCCUUGAUGGGAGAGACGCAAGAGCGAGAGCGAGUGCUGGCUCAUUUUUCCCAGCGCUACUACGAGUGUAAUCCCAAUGCCAUCUCUUCAGAAGACGGAGCCCACACCCUCACGUGUGCCCUGAUGCUGCUAAACACAGAUCUGCAUGGACAUAACAUUGGGAAGAGAAUGUCCUGCUCUGACUUCAUUGGCAACUUGGAGGGACUCAAUGGAGGCACUGACUUUCCCAAGGAGCUGCUCAAGGCACUGUAUGGCUCCAUCAAGAAUGAGAAGCUGCAGUGGGCCAUAGAUGAGGAGGAGCUGAGAAAAUCCCUCUCGGAGCUGGCAGAUCCCAACCCAAAGUCCAUCAAGCGCAUCAGCAGCUGCAGUAACCCUUUUCUGGACUUUUCCCAGGACUCCAGCAUUGCUACUUACAAGCACGGGCUGUUAGUCCGCAAGAUCCACGCUGAUCCCGACUGCAAGAAAACACCCCGAGGGAAGCGCGGCUGGAAGCCCUUCCACGCCAUCCUGAAGGGAAUGAUUCUCUACCUGCAGAAGGAGGAAUACAAGCCAGGGAAGGCACUGGCAGAAGAGGAACUGAAGAAUGCUAUCAGCAUCCAUCAUUCACUUGCCACACGGGCAUCUGACUACAACAAGCGACCCAAUGUCUUCUACCUCAGGACAGCUGACUGGAGGGUCUUCCUUUUCCAAGCACAGAACCCCGAACAGAUGCACUCGUGGAUCACACGCAUCAACGUGGUGGCAGCCAUGUUCUCUGCGCCCCCCUUCCCCGCAGCCAUCGGCUCCCAGAAGAAGUUCAGCCGCCCGCUGCUGCCCAGCUCCUGCACCAGGCUGUCUCAGGAGGAGCAGGUGAAGAACCAUGAGACCAAGUUCAAAACAAUGUCAGCGGAGCUGCUGGAGCAUCGGUCCUCACUGCCUGAGAAGAAGGUGAAAGGCAAGGAGUACGAGGAGCUAAAGCAGAAGGAAGAGUACCUGGAAUUUGAGAAAUCCCGCUAUGGCACCUAUGCCAUGCUGCUGCGGGCCAAGCUGAAGGCUGGCUCCGAGGACCUGGCAGCAUUUGAGUCCACCCUCUUUGACACAGCGGGUGGGGAGGACGAUGGCCUGAAAAAGUCCCGCUCCAGCCCCUCGCUCAACGCAGAGCCCUCCAGCACGACCACCAAGGUGAAGCGCAACGUCUCAGAGCGCGCAGGCCGCCAGCCCCCUGGCCACCCCCAGAAGUCCUAAAUGGGGGCCCUCAGCUGCCUGCACUGCAGCUCUGUUGCUGUUCCCCUGGCACGGGGCUGGAGGCCGUGUCCGUCUGUCUGCGGCACGAGCGGGAGGGGCUGACAGCCCUUCUGCAGCCGCCAGCUCCAGCCAUGCAGGGCCGUGGCCCCUCCACCGGAGACAGUGGCAGAGCAGGACGGUCCCCAGUCCUUGCCUGCAGGAGCUGCCUGGCCCCAUCAGACUUGUUCCUGCCCCUCCUUGUCCUGCACUUGGCUGCAGGACCUACUCUUGCUGCCCUGGGGAGAGGGAGCAACUGAAACCCACCCGCUGGGUACAAUUCUUCACUGGCUUAAAAAAAAAAACAAAAAAAACCCCACAUGCAGCAAAACAAAGCCAGCGGCCGCUUCUCCAGCUCCAUCGUGCCAUGGGGGUAGAUGGGAGGGGGCCAGCCCUAGACUAUCCCCUCUCCUGGGGCUGGUGGCCAGGGAAGCCAAGGCAACAGCACCUGGUCCCUUCCCUGCCACCUCAGUCACCUCCGCACCCUCCCUGCUUUCUUACAACUUUUGAACAGUUUUUGUGAUACAGUUUUGCACUUUUUAGUACCAGAUCGAGCUGACCACCAGGGAGGUUUUUUUGGGGGGCUACUUUUGAUGCUUUUUGGGAACUGUUUAAAAAAAACAAAACCACAAACCCAGCCAUAUCUUGUAGGCACUGCACUCUGGGGGAAAGAGGUUUUUAAAAGGACUCAGGGGGCAAUCCAGCUCCCCAUACCCCCACCCUGCAGCAAGCUGAGCGUGGGCUACUGUGUGUACUGCUGCUGCCUGCUCCCCAGCUCCACUUCAGCACCAGCAACCCUUCGGGGAGACAGCCCUGUGGCUGCCAGUACCAAGGAGGCAGCCUUGAGAUGGCAGCAGCACCCACUGCUGCAUGUGUGGCUGCAUGGGAGGCUGAUGCACUGGUGCGUCAUGACCCCCAUUUUCCACCCCCCACUGCUGGCAGCUUGGACUGGCCCUGUUUGCGCCAACCUGGGUGUGAACAUUGUGCCCAGGGCAUGCAGGGCAGCAGUGUGUAAGUACUCCCCGUGGGGUGGUGACCCCUAGAGCCAGGGUUGAUACGGGGGUCCCUCUGCCCUAUGGGUCCAGCACAGGCUGGAGCCAGCUUUUCUUCCCAUCUCUUUUCCAAUGCAUGGCUGGGGCCUCAGAGGCUCCCAGCAAAGCCUGAUCUGCAGUACUGCAGUCCUCGUUCUGCAGCAGCAAUGGUGCAGCCCCUUCCUCAGCAACAGGCUCCCUCCUUGCCAAGGUGAGGGGCAGGCUGGGGCAGCCCACACCACUCCAGAGUGAGCUGAAGGAUGCUUGUCCAGAGCAAGGGGCAACUGCUGGAGCACAGCUGCGGGAUUGUCCAGAAGGGGUCCAGGCACAGUGAAGGGCUGUGACCAGGGGCUGGCACACACGCAGUUCUCAGCCGCCUGGGACCUGGCUGGUUUCAGCACUGACUUUGCGAAUGUGUCAAAACUUUUUAUUCUGCUCUUUUGAGUCUAUUGC
Molecule: messenger RNA, 4179 nt
Organism: Sturnus vulgaris (Common starling)
Lineage: Eukaryota; Metazoa; Chordata; Aves; Passeriformes; Sturnidae
Source: RefSeq, a predicted model, not a curated record